Messenger RNA from Aspergillus melleus, 504 nucleotides. RefSeq lists its product as uncharacterized. The transcript has a single exon. The record is from RefSeq and is a predicted model, not a curated record. Lineage: Eukaryota; Fungi; Ascomycota; Eurotiomycetes; Eurotiales; Aspergillaceae. Bases 1 to 504 code for a protein of 167 amino acids.
AUGGACUCUCAGCAGCCAAGCGCUGUUGACAUGGAAUCAACAACGCCGCGAGACAGACCCGCAUCAGACCCCAAUGCGCGAUUCGGACUGAAGCCGGACCAGCGACUGCCAUACAUUGCGUUAGCCACAUUCGGUACGGGCAUGGGCAUCGGUGCCUUCCACGGAAGUCAGACGGCCUCCUAUCGCUUUCGCGCCGAAAACGCGCACCGUUUCCCCACGACGAAUAAAGGAUGGUUUCUGUACCAUAAGGAUAAAAGCAACUUGCGCUUGGUGACGGCAGUCAAGGAGGGAUUCAAGAUGGGUGGUAAGUUGGGUGCGGGUGCCCUUGCAUUCGGGUUCUUCGAAGAAACGGUGGACAAAGCCCGGAAUGACCGAGAUUUCUUGUCUACGGUCACGGCGGGAUUGACGUUCUCAGGCAUUUACAGUCUACUAGGUUGGUUCUCGGAUGCACUGUUUUGUUUGCUUUGGAUUUCAUCACCCUUUCACCCACGGUAUAUAUGCUAA